UUACACUUAAAAAAAAAUUACUUUCACUGAGGCAUGUACGUACGUGACCGUGCUGGUUAAAUCUCAAAUGGCACCUGUUUGUAUACGUAGUGCACUACAUAGGCUGUAUAAAACAGUAGUACGCCUAUAUAGUAGGGCGGUAGGCUAUUUAGUAGGACGCCAUUUUGAUUUUCGUUCUUGGUUUGCAGCGCAUGCGCAGUGGAGCAGGAAACCGUGAAGGCGCCAUCUUAGGUGUAAGACGUGUUUUUGUUCUUAGCGUGUUCGGAAACCUUUUUGUUAACUAAAUUCUGAAUAUGUCUAGCGGUGGAGUGAUCCGAGGACCUGCAGGAAACAACGACUGUCGGAUUUAUGUGGGGAAUCUGCCUCCUGAUAUUCGCACCAAAGACGUCGAGGACGUGUUUUAUAAAUACGGAGCGAUCCGUGAUAUCGACCUGAAAAACCGAAGAGGAGGACCACCUUUCGCUUUUGUUGAGUUUGAAGACCCGAGAGAUGCAGAAGAUGCUGUGUAUGGAAGAGAUGGCUAUGACUACGAUGGCUAUCGUUUGCGGGUGGAGUUCCCCAGGAGUGGCAGAGGUGGAGGAAGAGGUGGAGCGGGAGGUGGAGCUGGGGCUCCCAGAGGCAGAUAUGGCCCUCCGUCCCGCCGUUCUGAGUACAGGGUCAUAGUUUCAGGACUCCCUCCUAGCGGAAGCUGGCAGGACCUAAAGGAUCACAUGCGUGAAGCAGGUGAUGUAUGUUACGCUGAUGUUUUCCGAGAUGGCACCGGUGUUGUGGAGUUUGUGCGCAAAGAAGACAUGACCUACGCAGUGCGAAAGCUGGAUAACACUAAGUUCCGGUCCCACGAGGGCGAGACAGCUUACAUCCGCGUAAAGGUGGACGGCCCACGCAGCCCAAGUUACGGGCGGUCACGCUCUCGUAGCCGCAGCAGAAGCCGCAGCCGGAGCAACAGCCGUAGCCGCAGCUACUCGCCACGCCGCAGCAGAGGAUCUCCGCGUUACUCCCCCCGUCACAGCCGCUCUCGCUCCCGCACUUAAACACCCACAAUACACCUAGCUCUCCAACCACACCCUCUGCGUCGCCCUCUGCUGGACCCACACUAGUCCUUCAUCACCCUCUUGACUCAACAUCGAUGUCUUUGGUUUACAGCGGAAUUUCCUGAGAUUUUUUUUUUUUAAAGUGGUUUAGCUAACAAGAUCAAAAUGAAAUGUAGCUAAGUGGAUGUUUCCGUUUGUCUUCCUCCUCCCUCAUCUUAAAAAGAAAAGAAGGAAAAAAAAAAGCACCUUUCCUAGUGUUCUAUCCUGUCUUAUCAUAUCUCUCCCCCUCUUCCCUUAUGUCUUUUGUUCUGCAUCCAUAUUUUAACUGGUGUUUCAUACCCCAUUGUAUGACACUUGUUAGACUAGGCUAGAUAUCCAUGCGCGAAAAAUGUCUUGUUUGAGAAAUUGGCUACUGUUUUUGUUAGGGGUUGGGAUGGGGUAAGUAGGGUUUUAAUUUUGUUGGUUAGGAUUUUUUUGUUGCAAAACUGUUCUAUUUUUACCUUUUCAUGUGUCUUUCUAUAGACAACAGAGGAGCAGGAUUAAAGAAUGCUUUGGAAUAAAGGAUUGUCAAGCACAGUUCAUUCAUAUUAGGAUAAAGCGUUUUUGGAGGAGGAGGAGCAGGCAUUUCAAUUUUGGCAAUGGUAUGAUGACAAGCGUCUUUAGUCACCUUCAAACAAAUUGCAGGUUUUUUUUUUUUUUCUCCCCCUUCAGACUUUCAGUAAUUUUUAAAUUUUCUUAGUGAAGUAACACAUUCGUUUUUGCUUUGCCAUUUUACCCUCCUUUUAUAUUUUCCCCCCUCUCUUUUUUUUUUUUCUUUUUAAUUUGAUCUUUUCUUAAUUGGCCUUUAGUGCCAAUCAUGCAUGUGUUCUCUGUCUUGAUGCCAUGCUCGUGCAUACAUCAGGGUUUUUUGUUCGUUUGUUUUUUGUUUUAAUGCUUGUCCAAAUACAAAACAUUUGUCAUGUUAAGUGGACUUGGACUGUGCCAUUCUAGAGCAAUCACACACACGCAAUCUCACACACACACACCCCUCAGGAGGUACUGAUGGAUGGAAGAAGGUUUGCCCUGUACACUUGUACCAAUGUAAAUUGCAAAUCCAUUAAGGAAACGUUGCUUUUUUUUUUUUUUUUUUGUUAUUGUUGUCUGAUGAUGAUGGUAGUGUAACGUUAAUUUGGUGCUUAAAAGUUUUAUCAUAUAUAUACAUAUAUAUAGUUCAAUACUCCUUUAUGCUUUGGAAAAAAAAAAAACCACACAAUACACCGCUCCUAUAAUAAUCUCUAAGAAGCUUUUGAUGUAGCUGUGAUUCUAACUUGAUCCCUCUUUUUGAUUUUGCUGGUAUUCAAAGGUUUGGAUUGGAGGAGGGACACACUGUCUCCCGAUCCUUGGAGCCGGAUCAUUGGAUCAGUUCAGGAUCAGGAGCAGGAUUAGGAUUAGGAUAAGGAUGGAUACAUACAUGGAGCAGGAUCAAUUUACCGGGAGCGGGAACCGUAGGAGAGGAUCCCAACCCCCUCGCCAAACCGCACUUAAUGGAGAUGAUAAAAAGCAGGAAACCUUUUCAAUUGGCCUUUCGUGAACCAAAUUUAUUCCCCCCCCCCCUUUUUUUUUUUGUUUUUGUUUUUGCGGAGCCAGACCAGAGGCGCACGCUGAAGGGAUCCUGCGGUUGUUUUUCUUUUAUGAGAUGAGUUUUUGGUAUAAAGUGGAGCAGAGCCAGGAACCGCGAGGCUGGAUCAGUUGCUUUGGAUGGAAUCCACAUGAGGAGCUGGGUAAAUAGAGGGAUUUAAGGUUUGGGGAGGGUGGGCUGGGAGGUUCAUAAUGAGGGGGAUGUUUUGUAGUUUGUUUAGGGAUUCAAAUAUACAAAAUUCUGCAUUUUUAGAUUUUGUGUGUUGAAAUUUGGUGGGAUUUUCUGAAUUGGCUACUUCUGAUUUCUAGUUUGUAGUGUUUGUUUUUUUUCUUCUCUUUCAAUAAAGUUUGGAAAUCCA
Messenger RNA from Neoarius graeffei (lesser salmon catfish), 3007 nucleotides. It is a transcript of the gene srsf1b, whose product is annotated as serine and arginine rich splicing factor 1b. The transcript has 5 exons. Gene Ontology annotation, molecular function: mRNA binding. The coding region runs from base 294 to 1031 and encodes 245 amino acids. Gene Ontology annotation, cellular component: ribonucleoprotein complex; cytoplasm; nucleus. The record is from RefSeq and is a predicted model, not a curated record. NCBI's taxonomy places the organism in Eukaryota, Metazoa, Chordata, Actinopteri, Siluriformes, Ariidae.